Hypoxylon trugodes is the source of this 1744-nucleotide messenger RNA. Its product is annotated as Nucleotidylyl transferase. NCBI's taxonomy places the organism in Eukaryota, Fungi, Ascomycota, Sordariomycetes, Xylariales, Hypoxylaceae. The record is from RefSeq and is a predicted model, not a curated record. Gene Ontology annotation, biological process: pantothenate biosynthetic process. Bases 222 to 1346 code for a protein of 374 amino acids. Gene Ontology annotation, molecular function: pantoate-beta-alanine ligase activity. The transcript has a single exon.
UACCUAGGUAGCUUAUGUAUUUCCAUUUCAUUUUCUGUUCCUCAAUCCAACAAAUUCCGUCCUCAGAUGUCCGCAGCAGAAACCAUCACGAUUUCCGCAUCGUCCGCUCUCACUUUUUUCUGUUGAGUCACUGAGAUGGCUCAUGAUGUUUCAAUAAUUACCUCAUCUCGUCCGCCUUAAACUUUUGCACCUUCCUUACGACUUAGAAUAUCUUAUUAAUCAUGCUGUCUCUUUCAAUGCGCGCUCGUAUGGGCUCGCGUGCAACUAAUGGGCCUUUCAUCCGAACUAUGGCCUCGGCCCGGCGGUCAGCCCUUGAAACUCUCCCAUCUUCGCCAAUUCGAGUUAUGCGCACCGUUGAAGCAGUUAGACGAUGGAGAAAACCUCAGUACCUCGACCAUAGGAUCGUUGGAUUGGUCCCUACCAUGGGAGCCUUGCAUGAGGGCCACCUUUCUCUAAUCCGCACCGCAGCUCGCGAAAGCCAUCAUGUUGUCGUCAGCAUAUAUGUGAACCCGGCCCAAUUUGGAAUCAAGGAGGACCUGUCUUCGUAUCCCGUAACCUGGGAGUCGGAUUGUAAAAUCCUAGCUGAGCUGGAUCGUGAAUUGGCCGAUGAUGGCGGGAAUUUAGGCCGCAUUAGUGCUGUUUUUGCACCAACUACCCCUGAGAUGUAUCCUUCGGGUUUUCCGGGCCAGGAAGUUGAUUCUAAAGGAAGCUUCGUUGUUUUAACCCCUAUAAGCGAACUUCUCGAGGGUGGUACCCGGCCGACAUUUUUCAGAGGUGUCGCUACCGUUUGCAUGAAGUUGUUCAACAUUGUACAACCUGAAAAGGUGUACUUUGGCCAGAAAGAUGUACAACAAACCGUGGUCAUCCGGAAAAUGGUCAGAGAUUUUAUGCUGCCGACGGAAGUUAUCACCGGCCCUACCGUCCGUGAAUCCGAUGGCCUUGCUUUAAGCUCUCGAAAUGUUUACCUCGGCGAGCGACGACGAAAAGCAGCUACAGUACUACACAAGUCACUUAAGGCUGCCGAGUCCCAGUAUUUGGAUGGGGUUUUAGACCGGGACUCGAUACUAAAGGCUGCUAAUAAUGUAGCCACUGACGUAUUGAACGAGCAGUCGGCAUUAUCCUCUGAGAAAAGGGUGAAAUACGAGGUGGACUAUAUCUCUCUUGCGGAUCCCCUAUCAAUGGAGGAGAUAACUCAAGUCGAUCCCAAAAUAGGCGGUAUUCUCAGCGGCGCAUUCAAGAUGUUACCCGUCGAAUCACCACAGCCUGACGAAGAUUUAGGCCAUAGCGGCGGCCCAGCGGUGCGACUCAUAGACAAUAUCAUUCUGAAGCCAUCUGCAGAAAUCUAGACUAGACCAGUUUUGAAAUAUACCCAAAAAGUUUAUGGAUACCUAGCCAAGAAUCAACUCGCAUCAUUGUCUUUCCUUUGCUUUCCAUAUUAUUGGUUGACACUUACACUUUCACAGAAAAUCAUGCCGGCGGAUCUCAAUUACGAGGCUUCUAUGGGACAUGCAUAAAGCGAUCUGAAAUACGAUGUAUACUAACUUUAACUACAUGAGAUCCUCCAUUCCUCGUCAUUGUCACAGAAUAUGUACGAAUUAGCAUGCAGUUCUACCAGCAUUAUCUCAUCCAUUAGGAUUGAUUCCCCCCUUCUACGAGUCUAUUCCCCACUUUGCGGAGUCUUACAAUGAUGGACUCCGAGUGGUAUGCACUACCGUUUUAUACCUGACUCGGCUUAGGGAGAUGC